Molecule: messenger RNA, 191 nt
Organism: Loa loa (African eye worm)
Lineage: Eukaryota; Metazoa; Nematoda; Chromadorea; Rhabditida; Onchocercidae
Exons: 1
Source: RefSeq, a predicted model, not a curated record
AUGGCUGUUUUCAAAAAAUUAAAAAAUCGAAAAGAUAAGCAAACAGCAUUAUCAGUACCUGAUCCGGAAACAAUCAAACAACUUGAUGAACGUAUCGGUUUUCGUACAUAUCGUGAUUUUUUUACGCUAAAAAAUUAUUGGAAAACGAUUGAUCGUAAAAAAUUGCAUGCUGCCAUAAUUAUGUUUCAAAG